AGGUGCGCACAGCUGAUAGCUCUGGCUGGGUCUAGCGCUCGCCGCUCCAUCUUGAGUAGAAUAUAGCUUGUGAACGGUGUGUGUAUAAUUGUGCGACGAAAAUCCGAUGUUUAUAGUUUAAAGUGUAUAAAUAUAAGUCAAGCAAUGUCUUCGAAUAACCAGAAGCAAUCGACCACGCAACGGAUGAUACAAGCGGUACCGUUUCCACCGAGUAAUAAACUAACAGUAGCCGAAGUAUUCGACCCUCGGACGGCGAAACCGCGACCGGAUACGUUGAAGCAACAUUUCAUACUGGAAGGCCGCAUUGAUGAGGCGGCGGCACUACGGAUCAUCAAUGAAGGGGCGGCAUUGCUCCGAGCUGAAAAAACUAUGAUAGACAUAGAAGCUCCCGUCACAGUAUGUGGAGAUAUACACGGUCAAUUUUAUGACCUUAUGAAAUUAUUUGAAGUGGGUGGACCACCCGCUAGUACAAAAUACCUUUUUCUUGGUGAUUAUGUUGAUAGGGGAUAUUUUAGUAUAGAGUGCGUGUUGUACCUGUGGGCACUGAAGUUAUGUUAUCCUACCACCCUUUUUCUCCUUCGUGGUAACCACGAGUGUCGACAUUUAACAGAAUAUUUCACAUUUAAACAAGAAUGUAAAAUAAAAUAUUCAGAACGUGUAUAUGAAGCGUGUAUGGAUGCUUUUGACUGCCUGCCGCUAGCGGCGCUCAUGAAUCAACAGUUUCUGUGCGUACACGGCGGCUUAUCACCAGAAAUACACAAUUUAGAUGAUAUACGAAGGUUAGACAGAUUUAAGGAACCUCCCGCUUUUGGACCCAUGUGCGACUUGUUAUGGUCAGAUCCUUUAGAAGACUUCGGAAAUGAAAACAAUGCCGAACAUUUUUCACACAACACAGUACGAGGCUGCUCAUAUUUCUACAGCUACGCUGCAUGUUGUGAUUUUCUACAAAAUAAUAACCUUCUAUCAAUAAUAAGAGCACAUGAAGCACAAGAUGCUGGAUAUAGAAUGUACAGAAAAAGUCAAACGACAGGCUUCCCUUCUCUAAUUACGAUAUUUUCAGCACCAAACUAUUUGGACGUCUAUAAUAAUAAGGCAGCCGUACUGAAAUACGAAAACAACGUGAUGAACAUCCGCCAGUUCAAUUUCUCGCCACAUCCGUAUUGGCUGCCCAAUUUUAUGGACGUCUUCACGUGGUCUCUUCCCUUCGUCGGCGAGAAAGUCACGGAGAUGCUAGUCAACGUGCUCAAUAUCUGCUCGGAUGAUGAGCUCGUUUCGGAUGGAGACGACGCUCUGGAGGAAGCGAAACAGGCUAAAAUAGUUAUAAAAAAACCUGGUACAGCAGCAAAUCUCCGGAAGGAAGUCAUUAGAAAUAAAAUCAGAGCUAUUGGGAAAAUGGCUAGAGUAUUUUCUGUAUUAAGGGAAGAGAGUGAGUCUGUAUUACAGUUGAAAGGGCUUACGCCAACUGGAGCAUUGCCGUUAGGAGCAUUAUCUGGAGGAAAAACGAGUCUCAAGAAUGCACUGCAAGGAUUCUCACCGAAUCACAAGAUUACCAGUUUCGCAGAGGCUAAAGGUCUCGACGCAAUCAAUGAACGUAUGCCUCCCAGGAAAGAUGCUCCUCCUUCGCCAUCAGCUGAAGAAAAUCCACAGGACCACAAUCACACUCAAACAAAUGCACACUCGUGAGCUAGACUUAGCUAGGACAUCACAUUAGCCAUCUGCAGAUACCUCCUGUGAUGGUUCAGCGAUUCCUAAGCAGUGGCGUUCACCUGAACAUCGUACAUCUUAACUAGGUUAUAGGAUCCAUGUUAUCUCAUCAGGACGACAGGCUCGUUCCAAUAUUCUGAUACAAGUAGCUGGUCUGCUUUCCUUUCUCUCUUCUUUUAUAACGCUUUGUUCGUGUCCCGCUCUUGCACACUGGCUGCGAUAGUAAACAACGUUGUAUCUGCUCCUACUACAUUCCAUAUCUACUGGAACGGAUGCUGCAUCCGUCUGUUACUUGUCAAAACGUCAGUAGCCUUCCUGACCCCACUCGCUGUUCUGAGGAACCAGUAGAAUUUGUUAUGAUUAGAUUAUUGGUGUAUUGAAAUAGAGAACACUGAAUAAAACAAACAUAAUUUUAGUAGUUCCAGUAUAAUCCAAGUAUUUUGUAUAUAAAGUAAAUUAAUAACAAACUUUUGCGCUUCAAAACAGUUGCACAUGAGAAAAUUGUUCAACUUCAAGGUUUAUUAUCUAUUCUAGACAUUUGUCUAUGUAGGUACCUAUUCUUUGCCGCUGUUAGUUCAGUGUUUUAAAUUUUUCUACAUCACAUGACAGAUAUUUCAGUUUUUGAUUCGUUCGCUUUUCCGAAUUUCCCAUUAUUACUAAAGCCUUUUUCUACUUAAAUAUUAAAUGUACCACUGAAAUUAUUGUCCAUGGAAUUAGGUACUGAAUUUGGAACUGAAAUAUUUUUUAUCGAUCUAUGUAUAUUCUUAAAAUCGUUUUAGGCGUAGUCAUACUAAAACUUAAAAAAGUGUGACCAAUUAUGCAGAUACAUAAUAUUUCGUGUGUAAUAUAGGAUUGUUAUUCGUUUUAGAGGGUGUUUUGAAAAUGAAAUUGCUACUUAACAAACUUUCUAUCCAGUAUCUUGAUCUGGAGAUAUCGUUGUAUACAGGUGAUACCUACACGUUCGGUGCCCAUCUUGAAUAAACGCCACAUGGCUGGUACCACCUACUUAAAUGGUUCAUUUAGUACCGUAAUACUAUCGUCCAUACUCGUGCGUCGCCGGCACUCUUUAUGAAACCCUCGUGCCGACACACUGUCGGUGUGGGCACUGAACUAGUUAAACACAUAUUUAGUACCCGGUUCAAAAUUAAUGUCGAACAGAAGUAUGUAACUGUAAAAAAAUAAAAUAUCGGAGUCGCAGUUUUUGGAAUUAGUUGGGAUAUUUCAGAAGUUAGUAGAGAAUUUAAAAUAUUACACCGUAAAAAUAAAAUUAAUAUUAAAGAAAGCAUGCAAAACUAAACAAGACUUACGUUACAAACACGAUUUAUGUUAGCAACAGGAUUAAAGGAUUUUGGGUUCAAAAUAUAAAAAUAAUAUUGUAUUGCAUUUUUUCCGAAGAGAUCCUUUCGGAUUGUUCCGGCGCCAAUUGCAUCUUUAACCCUGUCUGAAGUAACUAGUGGCGAUCUAUCACUAGCCCGGGGGACCGACGGAUUAACGUAUCCUCCGAGGCACGGUGAACGGCUCUUAUCAUCUUUAGAAAUGAAAAUGUCGUUGUUGUUGCCGAGACUCGAACUCUUGAUCUCUGGCUUAUGAAGCCAGUACCUUACCGCUGAUCUACGGUCGUUCACUGGAACCAAAAGACUUAAACAAAGCUGUACAAUGAUAACCUAAACUGACUUUUCUUCAUUAUUCGACUAUGUAUUGGCUAUCAUGCACCCAUAUAUUGUUGAGACCGAUAUUUUUUAAAAUCCUUAUGUAUGUGUGCUUGCCAUGUUUAUUUGGCACGUUUGCUUUCAAUGUAUACCCUAUAUUCAGCCAAUACUUGUACUAGCAAUAGUCGAUGUUACUAUUAAUAAUUGUGUUUUUCGCAAUGCUGACUCAACGGUAAGUUAUAUGGAUAUCUAUCUUACCGUCCAUUACAUAAAACCGUACAAAAACUUAACUGUUCACAAGUAGUCCACCUGUAGUCGGCUGUUUAUCAUCAAUAACAACAAUUUAUUAAAAAGUCCGUUAAAAUAGUUAUGUUUAUUUAAAAGACCAUUUCGGGCUAGAUCACAUAACGUUUUCGGAACGGAAAUUCCAUCAUCGUUGCUGCUUACAAGCUACACAUGGUUGAGCCACUAACAUUAUCUAGGUGAAUUCCUUUAAAUGCAAUAAAGUUAUUAUAAUAUUACAUUGUUGAAGAUAAUCGUAUGUGAUGUUUAAAUUUUUAUUUGAAUUUACAUCAUGACAACGCAGUACUCCCAACUAUAGAGAGGUUUCUCUCAGAGCCAGCAAUCUACAUAGUUGUAGUCCUGCGUUGCCAUGAUGAAAAAUAAGGUAAACGUUUAAACAUCACCUAAGAUUAUCUAGUACUGCGUUGCCAUGAUGAAAAAUAAAGUAAACGUUUAAACAUCACCUAAGAUUAUCUACAACAAUGUAACCUUACAAUAACUUUACACCAUUUAAAGGGUUUUAUCCCAGAUAUUUUAGGAAUUGAUGAUGGAAUUGUCAUUCCGAAAAUAUUCUGUGAUAUAGCCCGAAAGGGUUCUUUUUAAUAAAUCUUUUUAAAGGAUUUGUUUGAUAUUUUUUUUAACGAACUGUGUAUAACUUACAAAAUCUGAAAUUAUUUUACCUCAAAUCACAUCACAUUACGUAAUAUAAGAUCUUAAAAUUAGUAGUAAUUUAAAUUUAGCAAAUGUCGUUUUCAAAGCGCCCCCUAGAGUCGAUCAGCAGUGUGAAAAUGCGAGCAGAACUGGCUAGUCGCACGUGUUAAGUGAUAUAAGCGUGCCAUAUACCCCACCUGUCGCCACUGUUUUACGUCAUUUUUCAUUCUCAUAUAUUGUUCUCCAUUGAUGUUCACCCGCCAUUUUCAUGUGUGUUUAAUUUAAAAAAAUAAAAAUAAAGAAAAGAGAUAUUGCUACAUUCUAUUUGCCAGCAUGAAUUUUUAAUUGUGUGAAAUAAGUACAUUUUUCUCUCUAAUAAUAAUAUAUAUUAUAUAAAAAUAAUUCAUUUGUAGAUUAUUUCUUGGAGAGAUAUCACGGUUGUUUGACGUGGGACUGUACGUGUACGCUAUAGGCCGUUGAUUGUACAGUAGAAACUGUCAUAGGUGGUCAGAAAAUAAGGCUGAAUGGUAUAUGAGAAAAACUCCAAACUCAGAUAUCAAAAGAAAACUUUUCGAAAAACUUCAGAACAAAUGUCUAUUACUACUUUCAAAUCAAUCAAACAUAUUUUUUUAAACAUCUAAUCAAAGAAAGUGCUGUUUUUAUCGUAUUUGGGCUUACAUAUUUCUAGGAAUAUCAGAUUUUGGUCCAUUCUUGUAAAGUGGAUGUAUGCGAUAAAAUGCGUAGGUAAUUUUUGUAAUUGUAACGACAUAUUUUGGAAGACAAAGAGACAAUUUUCAAACUUAAAAUACGAUUCUGAUAAUGUGUUCUUGUGGCAUGUCUGAGUUAAAUAUUGUAUUUAUAUGGGAUUAGCCACAGCCAACUGCAAUGACAAUUACAUUUUUGUCUAAAAAGAUUUGACGUUUAGAUUUCCACUUCAGAAAUCUUUUUUGAAAAAAUAUUAAUAAAAAAAAAGAAAAUUGUGCUCAAAUAGAAUAUAACCGUCAAGGUGUUGAUGAGGUUAUGUUUUAUCAAAAAAUCAAACACUUGAGGGUAGUAAAAUACUUGGCCAUGAUGUUAUAGGUAACAGCCAUACUUUGGCUUAAAAAAAUAUAAGAGUUGAUGUUUUAUGCCGUAUUGUACAUCAAAUUUUGAUUAUUCUGUGUGUUUCUGAAGUUUUUCUAUAGGUUUUAGGAUUCUGUGUUUAAUAGUGUUCGUAAAUUGUGUUUGUGUAUUGUGUCUUGCAUAUGUAUUGUGUAUGAUUAAGACGAAGCAGAAUUUACAAACACUCCCAAACACAGGAUCGCAAAACUCCUAGAGAUAAUGCAAAUAAUGCAGAAACACACAGAAUAAUCGUAUUUUGAUGUACCCUAGCAUAGAACAUAAAUCAUCCACCCUCAAAUCCUUUUAGCCAAAACAUGGUUGUUACCUAUAAUACCAUGCCCAAGUACGUCAACCUCAAUUUUUUAUUUUUUGAUCAAACAUAACUUCAGCAAUACCUUGGCGGUUAUACACUCUUUUAAAGCAAUUUCUUUUCUUUAAUAAUCUAUUUUGAGAAGAUUCCCCGAGUGUAAAUUGAAAGGUCAAAUCAAAUUACGAAAAUAUAAUUGUUGUUAACUGUAACUAAUCUCAUAUACACAUAAUAUUUAACUUAAAAUAAGAAAAUACCUAGUGGUUAACUGUGUACCAUUAUAGAUAAAAACUUAUAAAGCGGUGAAUAUGUUAAAAUUACAUUGUCAUAGGGCUUUUCAUCGAUUGUCAUGUGUUUCAAGCUUCUUUCAUAUGUUGUAUAAUCUGUGUAUAAUAUUAAUAUACACGGAUUAUACGACAUUUGACAGAAGCUCGAACCAAAUGACUGUGAAUGAAAAGCCCUAUUGUUUAAAUUUGUGGAUUGUGCAGAAGACACCAGCCAACUCGAAUGGAAUGAAGGACUAUCUUCGACAGUUUUCAUAAUAUUUUAAUUUGAACAAUAAUGCAGUUAGCUACGAAUAUAGUUCGUCCGCUAUAACUUUUCCCAUGCGUCACGAUUCAUUUUCAAACAAAUUAAGUCAAAACUUAAAGUGAAACGAACGUCGAUGUGUAUAUAUAUAUUUUGUAUACCGUAUACUAUAUACUACACACAUCGGCGUACGUUUCACUUUAUGUGUUGACUUAAUUUGUUUGAAAAUGAAUCGUGAUGCAUGGGAAAAGUUAUAGCGAACGAACAAUACCUAAUACCUUCCCAGUAUAGUUUGUAGAAAUUGUUCUUUGAUUAACUAAAAUAUACAGAUUAGAUUCUUUCUUUUUUUUUAUCUUUAUCACUAAAUGCUAUAAAGUCGAAAUCAGUAAGAUAUGUUAAGUUUGGAGUUUUUUUACCCAUUAAAAGAUUAUUCUAGUUUGAGAAAAAAAGAGACCGCAAACGUCUACGGUUAGCUUGGGAAAAUGUAAAUUCCAAGAAAUAGCCUAUGAUUAUUUUAGACAAAAAAAAAAACACAUCUUUGCUACGAGUUGUACUUAUUUUUUCUUCAUUGUACAAAUUGUGUUAUAUUAAAUGGUUAAUAUUAACUGUGCUCUUUGUCCGAGAGAAAACCUUCCUUCACUGAAGCGUGUGUGUGUAUAUAAUGUGUACAAAUAUAUAUGUUAAUUCAAUGUAAUCAACAAAAUGCAUUCAAGAAACUAAGAAUCUCCAGCACCGUCGUUAUUAUUGUAAUCAAUAGUUGAAUUCGUAUCCGAUAGGUGUCGUCUCGAUGAUUCUUGACAAAUAUAUGGAGGUUUUGAAUUAGACGGGGCUGUACCGUCGCCCCGUAAGCGAUAUUAUUCUGAUUAGAUUUUUUUGCACAAAAUUGCUCUAAAGAGGUUCUUAUAACAAAUCCAUAGGGUGCCAGGCGGUGCCAUGGUCGAAAAAUUGUUUAUAAAUAUUUUUUUUUUAAAUUCACAAAAAAACAUUUUUAUUUCGAACAAUUUUUUUUUAGAUAAGUUUGGUCAUUUUGAGCAAAAAAAGGUCUCUUGUUAUUUUUCCCUAAAAUUGAUUGUUGGCGAGUUAUACGCGAUUUAAAAUUUGAAAAAUGCAAAAACGGCCAUUUUCAAGGCUUUAUAACUCGAUUAAAAAUUAUAUUAAAAAAGUCACAAAGCAAUCCAAUCAAAGCUUAAAAUCACUUCUUCAAGAUACUGAAGAAACUUUUGUCAUUAUUUUAUUACAAAGCUAUUUUUUUAAUUAUUAACAAUUAGCACUACAGUCCAAACUUUAUCGUCGAUUCGUUAGGUAAAUUAUUCCGAUUCGUUUUUUUUUGCACAAACUUACUCAGAAAGAGGUCCAUAUAACAAAUCCACAGGGUGCUGGAAGGUUCCGGUGUCGGAAAAUUGUUUAAAAAAUUUUUUUAAACAAAUUUAAAAAAUCAAUUUUUUCACUUCGUCCUUUUUUUUUAGAUUAUGUGGGUCAUUCUGAGCAAAAAAGGUUUCUUGUAAUUUUACUCUAAAAUUGAUUGUGUCGAGUUAUACGCGAUUUAAAAUUUAAAAAAUCCGAAAAUGGCUGUCUUCAAGUCUUAAUAACUCGAUUAAUAAUUAUUAUUAUGAAAGUCAGAAAUCGACCAAAUCAAAGUUUAAAACCCCUCCUUCAAGAUCUUGAAGAAAUUUUUGUCAUUAUUGUAUUACAAAGCUGUUAUUUUUAAUUAUUAACAAUUAGCGCUACAUAAUAAUAAUUUUUAACCGAGUUAUUAAGCCUUGAAAAUGACCAUGUUUGCAUUUUUCAAAUUUUAAAUCGCGUAUAAAUCGAUAACAAUCAAUUUUAGAGAAAAAUCACAAGAGACCUUUUUUGCUCAAAAGUAUCAAAAUUAUCAAAUUAUCUAAAAAAAAAUUGUUCGAAGUGAAAAUAUUAUUUUUGUGAAUUUGUUUAAAAAAAAUUGUUUAUAUAACUUUUAGACCAAAGUACCGCCUGAAACCCUGUGGAUUUGUUAUAAGGACCUAUUUUUGAAUAAGUUUGUGCAAAAAAUCUGAUCGAAAUAAUUUCACUAACGGAGGCGACGAUACAGCCUGGACAACAGCGCUAAUUGUUAAUAAUUAAAAGUAACAGCUUCGUAAUAAAAUAAUGAAAAAAAAUUCUUCAGGAUCUUGAAGGAGAGGUAGUAACCUUUGAUUUGGUCUCUUUUUGACUUUCAUAUUAAUAAUUUUUAAGUUAUUAAGCCUUGACAAUUUCCAUUUUCGCAUUUUUCAAAUUUUAAAUCGCAUAUAACUCGACAACAAUCAACUUUAGAGAAAAAUGACAAGAGUCCUUUUUUGCUUAUGGCCCAGGUUAUCUAAAACAAAAUUGUUCGAAAUGAAAAUUAUUUUUGUGAAUGUGUUUAAAAAAAAUUGUUAAAACAAUUUUUCGACCACGACACCGCCUGGCACCCUGUGGAUUUGUUAUAAGGACCUUUUUUGAGUAGGUUUGUGCAAAAAAUCGAAUCGGAAUAAUUUAGUUACGGGGGAGACGGUACAUCCCCCUCUAAAUGGUAAUGUUUUAGAUUUAGGCUGUUCCCGUGUGCUGAUAGAAAAUAAACGCUAAAAAUGUUAUAUAAUGUAUAUAAUUUACGAAAACUACUAUUAUUUUUUAAGUAAAUACCAUAUUAGAGUACGUUUAAUCAUCUAAAUAUUUUAUUUGAGUUUCUAUUUAUUUGUAUUGGCUUCAACAAUUAAAUUAGUUUCAUUGUUCCUUUUUGUAAAAAAUGCAAGUAAUUCAAUAUACAAAAACGAAAACAGUAAAUCCUUUUUUUAUUUUCUCCUAUUACCCCAACCUUUAUUGUUUUUCCGACACUGCCAUGAUUAUCAUGGUUCUGAAACUGUUUUCUCGUGGCAUGUCUAAGGUAUUCAUAAAGUAUAAAGUCAUUUGUAUAACAAGGGAGUAAAGUGCUACUUUUCCUCCCGAGCAGUAAUCAUUCAAGGGAGGAAAAGGCACUUUACUCCCAUGUUAUACAUACGGUUUCUACACCUUCCUCAAAUAACAAGUCAUUUUUUCAUUUUUACUUAAUUUAUUUAUGUAACUAACCAACAAAAUUUAUUAAAAUUAAAACUAACAAGUAGGUACAAUAUAACUGUCAACUGUCAAAUAUAAGUCAAAUUAAUAAUGUAAACAUUGUUAAAUCCAAAUAACAAUUCACUGUUUUUUACCAUUCUACAAAAUACAGGGUGUUUUAUAAAUAAACGUUAAAAUGUAUAGAUACUUACGUAAUAGAAAAUAGACAUUGUACAGGGCGUCAAUAAGUUAUAUUUCAUAAAUGAGAUACCAUGACGUCACUUUUACUUUUCCUCCCUACAAUCAGGUCCGGAAAAGUAUACUUUCGGUAGAGGUAGGUGGAAAAAUAUUUUUCCACCUACCUCUACCGAAAGUAUACUUUUCCAGACCUGAUUGUCUUUCGGUAGAGGUAGGUGGAAACAUAUUUUUCCACCUACCUCUACCGAAAGUAUACUUUUCCGGACCUGAUUGUAGGGAGCAAAGUUGUACUUUUCCUCCCCAGGGAGGAAAAUAUUUUUCCUCCCUAGAGGAAAAGUAAAAGUGACGUCAUGGUAUUUCAUUCAUGAAAUAUAACUUAUUGACGCCCUGUACAAUAUCUAUUUUCUAUUACGUAAGUGUCUAUACAUUUUAACGUUUAUUUAAAAACACUCUGUAUUUUGCAGAACGGUAAAAAACAGUAAAUUGUUAUUCUGAUUUAACAAUGUUUACAUUAAUAAUUUGACUUAUAUUUGACAGUUGACAGUUAUAUUGUACCUACUUGUUAGUUUUAGUUCUAAUAAAUUUUGUUGGUUAGUUACAUAAAUAAAUUAAAUAAAAAGGAAAAAAUGACUUGUUAUUUGAGGAAGGUGGAAAAACCAUAUGUAUAACAUGGGUGUAAAGUGCCUUUUCCUCUCUUAAAUGAUUACUGCCCUCAGCUACGCGUCGGGCAGUAAACUUCAUUCUCGGGAGGAAAAGUAACACUUUCCUCCCUUGUUAUACAAAUAGCUAUUUUUUUUUGUUUUCUGGCCUUGGUUCAAAACCUUUAGCCACGUAAUUACAUAUAAAUGUUAGUACUCAUUCAUACCAAAUUGUGUUUAUAUGAGAUUAAGCCACAAUUGAUUGUAAUGAUAAUGACAUUUUUAAACAAUGAUUUUCGUGUCGAUUUUCACUGCCAAAAUCGUUUACAAAAAAAAUUAUUUUAGAAAUUCUGCAAAAAUCACCAACAUAUUGUAAGGAGGUAUUUGACAAUAAAAAAUAAUGCGACGCAAAUUGCCUUUAUUUUCUCUCUUUUUGUAUGUUAUAUAAGAAAACUAACACGUUAAUUAAGGAACACAAUUAUAAAUUAUUUUGCUCAAACCUUAUUUGAUGAAAAAUUCUAAUUUUGUUUUGAUAAAGUUUGAAAAUAGGUAUAUAUUGAUCUUGUUCGUUUAUCAUAUUUACUUCUUCCACCUUUACGUUGUAUCUUCUACUUUUUUCUAUCCACCUUCUACCUUUUUACUUCUUUAGAUCUUGCUAGUACGAACUUAUGUAUCAUCUAACUUCUUUCUUUUCUUCAUUAUCUUAUAUUGUUUAAAUUCUUAUUCAGAGACCAUAGAUCAAUCAUUUACUAUACUUACUGUCAUUUUGUCCCAAUUUGUUGUUUGUUGAGCUUUCUCGUCAUAUUGAGUAAUAUCAUCAAAAAUCGUUCACCUGCUUCUUUUUACUACCCGAAGACUCAUUUUUGCAGAAGAUAUAAAAUGCAACGACUACAUUACAAAACAUGUGAAGCUGUUUACGAGAACUAAUAUGAUUUUGCAAAUUUUAGUUAUAAAUAUACUGAUACAUGGCCAGAAUGAACGGAAAAGCGAAACAUGAACAAAUAAAAGCCCCAAUGUCCAGAUCAGUAAACACAUGAACCAAACACAUGACAGAUUCAAUGGGAAUACCCACGAAGCAUAGAAGAAAAGUAUCUCUACUUCUUGACUAGAAAAUCAAAGAAGAUAAUAGAGGGUGUAAAAACCUUCAUUGCAUUUUACGUCUGUUUAUUAUAGUUUUAUGGUAUCUUGAUUAUUCUUAAAUCAUUUAUUAUUAAAUAUGUGUUUUUGUUGCACUUGCAUACAUUGUCAAAAAGAUAAUACAACAUAACCUAACAGAACCCAUAAUUUAAGCAUUAAUAUUGAGUUUAUUCUAUAUACUUAGAUUUAAUGAUUUCGGAUAAAAAUAUCACAAAAUAGAACAUUUUAAGCGUCUAUUUCAAUUGCAAUUGAAUCACGAGAGAACACCAACGGAUCAUUUAGAGAAAAAUUUUAAAAAGUGUUUUACUCAGACAUGGAGUUUGAAUGAAUGAUUCUGUUGUAUGCCAGGGCGUUAUAUUAUAUAUCUAAUCUUAUUAAAAAUUCUGUAAAUUUACUCUUAUAAUAUAUUAUAUACAUAUAAUUAUGGUAUAGUUAAUUAUUAGAUAAUAUCUCAACAACUAUCGGAAAAACCUUAGAGAAUAUCAAAAAAAAAUCCAUAUGACGUCCCUUAACUUUUAUACAAAACUGUACAACCUUGCUUUAGAUCCUUUCUAAGACUAUUGUUAACGAUGUUUAUGUGCAAUCAUGUUAUUUUAAGUGACUGAACUUUAUGCUUAAAAAUAUUUAUAUUGUCGAAAUUUUUUCAAGGUUUUAGUGUUGGUAUAGUCGUGUAUUCGAAUGUUAUUUCGUUAUUUGGCUUCAGUCUCGAGAAAGUAAUAUUUUACACUCACAAAUAUCAGGCCCAAUGGUAAACAUAUUUAAGAAAAUAGAAUAUCUCGCGCUGGUAACUACUUUUCUAGUUGUUAGUAAGUCAAAAAAGCAAAAUCAACAAAAUCAAAGAAUUUUAUAUAAAUUAACUUUGGAGAUGGUACAUCAAAAACGAAAUAAUAGGUUUCGUUCGUUUGUUAAGUAAUAUUAAGCCUUUCCGACCCGAUUUUUUGUCCAGAAAUAAAAAUUAUUUCUCUUCUUUGACGUUUUAAUGAAAACUUGAAAGCUAAAAGAAGACGGCUGCCGUUUUUGAUUGAUUUUUGUGACAUAAAAUGUGUUUUUGGCAAUAUGUCCAUUAUAUUGGACAUCAGUACUGUAAUAUGCAUAUUAAAAUUUUAUACAUUUUUAUAUUGACCCGAAUAGAAACAUCCAGAAUUUAAAAAAUGGUGUUGUCAAUACAGUAUAAUUUUAGAUAAAAUGAAACUCUUUAAAACAAUGUAUCUGCUUUAUAAAGCAUAAAAGUACAUCGUACUUUGGAAAAAGUACUUAAAUUUAACUUUCACGACAUUAAUACUUGCACUAGUGUCUUGUUUUCAUUUUCAUAUUCAAAAUAGGAUAAGAUCAACCAUACUUUUUUAAUUUCUCUGCUCGGUUUUAUUUCUAGGUACAAGGAAUUUUCGUAUGACUUUUGGACUAUCUUUUUAGGACCGUUUGGAAUGAAACCUGAAAUAGUAUAAUAUCAGCUUCUACAAUCUAGUAACGAUGAUAAAUAAUCCAUUAUUUUUCGUUAUCUUAGUUUAAAAUACAAACCUAUAUCAGUCUUUGUGGACGUUGUAAAAUUAUUCAAUAUUUUUACUAUCGCGAGUAUACAUUUUAUAUGAACUACACUCGCGAUCAUAAAAAGCGGGUCACUCGAUGAGUUAUUCAAGUUAGAUUUCUCGAAUUUUCUAAACCUGUUGUCCAAUUUGAGUGAUUUUUUAGUAUGUUAUAGCCUUAUUCUUUAACAAUAUCUCCAUAAUAAUAUUGUUGCUAGACAGGUAAAUUAUCAUUGUAUACCGGGUGUAACAGUCAUACUGUGUUUAUUCCUCAAAGUUCGAAACACUCCGUGGAAUGUUUUAUCAUAGAUAAAAUAUUGAAAUUAAAACUCGAUUGUAGCCUUAGGCUUUCUUAACAUAUUCUUUUUUUAUUUAUUUGUUUAUGUUGGAUAAUAAAAAAGUAAGGCACCUUAACAACUAACCAUGUUUUUCAUCAAUAUAGGGUGUUUCUAAAUAAGUGCGACAACUUUAAGGGGCAAUUCUGCAUGAAAAAAUAAUGACCGUUUGCUUUAUAAACGUAUGACCGCCAAUUCUUCGGUUUCGAGAUACGGGAUGUUGAAAUUUUUCUUACAAACUGACGAUUUAUUUAUUGCUCUAAAACCGGUUGAGAUAUGCAAAUGAAAUUUGGUAGACGUUAAGAGGUAGUUAUGGCGCAUUUUUUGACAUACAAUUAAGAAUUUUAUAUUCACCAUUGGCGUGCAUACGGGAUGUAUCUAAAAUGUUUAUACCCGUAUGCACGCCAAUGGUGAAUAUAGAAUUAUUAAUUGUAUGUCAUAAAAUCCACAAUAGCUGCCUCUUAAAACCUACCAAAUUUCAUUUGCAUAUCUCUAUUGGUUUUAGAGCAAUAAAUAAAUCGUCAGUUUGUAAGAAAAAUUUUAACAUCCCGUAUCUCGGAAACGAAGCAUUUGCGGACAUGUGUUUAUAAAGCAAACUGUCAUUAUUUUUUCAUACAAAAUUACCCCUUAAAGUUUGUCGCACUUAUUUAGAAACACCCUGUAUUGAUGAAGAACAUGGCUAGUUAUUAACGUGCUUAAUUUUUUUAUUAUCCAACAUAAACAAAUAAAUCAAAAAAGAAAAGGUUAAGAGAGCCUAAGGCUACAAUUUAGUUUUAAUUUCAAUAUUUUAUCUAUGCUAAAACAUUCCACAUGGUAUUCCGAACUUUUAGGAAUAAACACAGUAUGAUUGUUACACCCGGUAUACAAUGACAUUUUACGGGUCUAGCAACAAUAUUAUUAUAGCGAUAUUGCUAAAGAAUAAGGCUAUAACAUACUAAAAAAAUCACUCAAAUCGGACAACAGAUUUAGAAAAUUCGAGACAUCUAACUUGAAUAACUCAUCGAGUGACCCGCUCUUUAUAAUCGCGAGUGUAUUAUUAAAAGGGUGACGAAACAUAUGAAACAUAACUUGAAAGCUGAAAGAGGGCGGUUGCCGUUUUUGUUUAAUUUUUGUGACAUAAAAUGUGUUUUUCGUAAGAUGUCCAUUAUAUUGGACAUCAGUACUGUAAUAUACGUAUUAAAAUUUUGGUUAAAAUAUUAUUAUGCUUAUACUAAAUUUACAAUCAAAAUUCAGUAGAAAUAAACACACCAAGACACGUUAAAUGCUACUAGGAGCACUCCCGAAUCAUAAUUUACAAUGUAUAAACUUUGGAAAUCAUGAUUUGGGAUUUACAAUGUAUAUACAUUGUAAAUUAUGAUUCGGGAGUGCUCCUAGUAGCAUCUAGCGUGUCUUGGUUUGUUUAUUUCUACUGCAGCUUGAUUGUAAAUUUAGUAUAGUUGUUCUGAACAUAUAAGAAAAUCAGACAUUAGAUGUAAAGGCAAUAUUUGGUACAAACAUUUCUUAUUAGUAUUUUAUAAUUUUUUGUCUAUUUCAAUGGACAUUUGGUCUGAAAGGGUACGGAUAUUGAAAUACUUUUUAUAGAAAUGUAUAAAACAAUUGGUUUAUUAAGAGAAAAAUCCAAACAAAAACUUUGUAUCCUUACACGAGGUUAUCAAAAAUAAUAUGAAUUGUUUCUAUAUACGUAUUCGUCGUAUAGGUACUGAAGUCUAUUAUACAUAGGUAGGUACAUUUAAAAGAAAGGUAAAAUGAUUCUAAAAUCAAUAGAAUUACAUUUAAAAAAAAUACUGUUGGGAUGAUAUUGUAAGAAUAAAAUAGAGUUGUACAUAGUUUUUUUUUAGUAUUGUAAAAGUCAAAAGAUGUUUUGAUUUCACUUAAUAAAGUUUGUUUAAGUACUAAAUGUUUGAAGUCAUUUCACAACAAAAUUACCUAUAACUUUUGUACUUAUAUAAGUACAAAAAAAUAUUUAAUACUUAAGGAAAGAUGUUUAGGUACCAAGAAACAAGACAUUCUUGUUUGUAUCAAAACAUAUUUUGUCUCUUACAAACCAGAUCAUAAAAAUGUAUUUCUCGAAUACGUGGAGUUCGCAUGAAUUUUUGUGUUUGUAUUUCUUGAUCAAUGCAGACAUUUCUGAUAAACAUAAAAUUCGUUUGAUUUUUUAAGCGAAAAGACGGGAUUCAUUUGAGAGAUGAAAUUCACUUAAAAUUGUAUUUUAUGCUCCUUAUUUUUUACAUGAUGCAUAUUAUCAUUUAUUUAAAGCCUCACUAAUAUAAAAUUGUUGUUUUCUCCGUUUUUUAAAUUAAUCGUUAAAAUUCAAUGUUUUCACAUAUUUUUCCCCUAGUGGAACUCGAGUCUAUUUGCCGAAUUAUUUGUAGUGGACUCAACUAAUGAAUGGAAUUGAAAAAUAUUCAGGAACGAAAAUUGCCAACACUAUGCCAUAUACGACAUGAUGUAUUAAAGUUUGGGACAGUUUGUUUUCGUUUUGAAUUUUGUUUUAAAUUAUAUUUAGAUGUGUAAGGCUAAUCACACUAUUUUAGCGUCAUCAUACAAUUGUUCUCAUAUUUAACCACUACCUCUCACUUGUAUAUAUAUCUACAAUUGUAGCAUUAUAUUUGUUUUUAUUAUAUUUUUUUUAUUUCGA
Diabrotica virgifera virgifera (western corn rootworm) is the source of this 15718-nucleotide messenger RNA. RefSeq names its product serine/threonine-protein phosphatase 2B catalytic subunit 2-like. NCBI's taxonomy places the organism in Eukaryota, Metazoa, Arthropoda, Insecta, Coleoptera, Chrysomelidae. The record is from RefSeq and is a predicted model, not a curated record. Gene Ontology annotation, biological process: calcineurin-mediated signaling. Gene Ontology annotation, molecular function: calmodulin binding; calmodulin-dependent protein phosphatase activity. The transcript is spliced from 14 exons. Gene Ontology annotation, cellular component: cytoplasm; calcineurin complex. Bases 145 to 1683 code for a protein of 512 amino acids.